Molecule: messenger RNA, 1074 nt
Organism: Clonostachys byssicola
Lineage: Eukaryota; Fungi; Ascomycota; Sordariomycetes; Hypocreales; Bionectriaceae
Source: the annotation of a GenBank genome assembly
AUGACGGCUUCACAGGAGGUGGUGGCUGCGGGCCCCGAAGGCCUCUUUUCCUUCAAGCGCGUAACUGACCACGCUUCCAAGCCAUGGUCCAAUCCCCGCCCCUUUCCAGGCACGCCUUUAAGCAGCUCAUCUGUCUCUGGUAUUGCGUUACAUGAGAGCAGAUGGGGCAAAAGAUUAGACGUAUUUUGCGUCGCCAACGGCAACUUAUAUGCUUUCAGUCGGUCCACCAGCGAGAAAGAUGCGAAGACAACACCACCCUCGUUUGUUGCGGACUCAUCCCCGCCCCUGGCCACGUACCGUGUUAGCGGCACGCCAUCCGUUACCACGGUAAAGGAGGAAUCGUACAGCAAUUCGACAGAGCGAUAUAGUUUGAUUGUCCCCAGCCGAUCGGGUGGUUUGCUGCACACGUCCAAUGGACCCAAGAAGCAGUCAGGCUACGGGUCUUACUCAGGGCCUAAGACCGAAUGGGAGCCGGUCAACCAUGUGGCCACUCACCUAGGUGUCAUCUCAGCCGUCACUGCCGCGACGCUCGAAAAUGACAAGACAGAUUCAUAUGGCUAUGGUUCCAUGUUGGUCGACAUUGUCGCGGUCUGCAUCGCGCAAGGUAGAUUGCACUCAGUCGAGGGACCUUUUACUGAGCCCACAUCCGGAUCAUACUUUUCCACCCCCAAUGGAUGGAAAGGGGAGAUCACACACAGAAUUGACCACCCCGGCGAGGUGACAGGCAACCCGGUGCUGCUUCAAGAAAAACUUCAGAAGGGUCAGUUAGAUCUUCUCGUCCCCUCAGCCGCAGGGGGCAUCUUCCACUUCGUCCGGACCCCGUCUACGCCCGACGAAUGGCACAUGAUCGGACGCAUUGGAUUUCCUAAUGAUCUCCCGCCGGCGGGCAGCCUGGCUUUUUUCCAGCUCAAGCCACCAAAUUCAUCCAUAUACUCCCAACCCACGAUACUUGGAGCCGCUCUUGAGAUUGGGGGCCGGCUCUAUACCAUUCAGACAUCAUCACUUCACCACCCAUGGUCUGGGUGCCAGCUCUAUCCAGUUAAGGGGCCAGGACCUUCGUACAUGUAUCAUUGA